Tremella mesenterica DSM 1558 is the source of this 705-nucleotide messenger RNA. RefSeq lists its product as uncharacterized. The record is from RefSeq and is a predicted model, not a curated record. Bases 1 to 705 code for a protein of 234 amino acids. Lineage: Eukaryota; Fungi; Basidiomycota; Tremellomycetes; Tremellales; Tremellaceae. The transcript is spliced from 3 exons.
AUGACCAGGGUUCAACUCCCUGCGAGGUUAGAAGAACGGGUGCUCGGUGUUUCGGUGAAGUUGGCCGAAGGGUGGUGGAUACUAUUAGCUGAGAAGAUCGCUGAAGUUCUUCAGCGAUCCUUGAUUGUUGUCAGUAGUGAAAGAUUGAUAGAGAUAGCUACACCUACAUCGAGAUACAUCGCCAUCAGAGAAAACCCCCCAGAUAGAGUAACUUCGCCGAAGUUACACCCCUUUCGAUGUCUGCGCCCUCCUGUUUGGGUGAGACAUCGCCACCGAAGAGACAAGUUAGCCGAGGUUCGUCGACCGUUGGUCCAUAGAGAGAAGUGUACGACGGCCGUGACAGUAUCAAGGAUCGCUCUUACCGACGACCCGUGCGAACCUCGGAGAAGUAAGAAGAUCAGAUGGAACCAGAGAGACGAGUUACGCGAAGUUCGAGUAGGGACAGGGAAGCAAUGGAAGAGAAUGAGAGGAGAGCCCUGGAGGAGCUUAGUAAGGCGAUGGGACAACAUCUUGGGGGGGAGGGUAGCAGUGGGGAAUCAACACAAGGAGAUGAGUUCGUUCCACCUGUACCCUCUCACCCUGCUAGUCCCCUCUCUGAUCCCAUUCCAUCUGUGGGAUCCCCAAUUGAAUCUGAACGAACCCCGCGGCCUGGAAGAAACACUGGAAGCGAGGGGAACUUUGGAGAAGAAGGGACACAGUCAAUGA